Molecule: messenger RNA, 1380 nt
Organism: Monosiga brevicollis MX1
Lineage: Eukaryota; Choanoflagellata; Craspedida; Salpingoecidae
Exons: 11
Coding region: 19-1206 (395 amino acids)
Biological process (GO): protein demethylation
Molecular function (GO): protein methylesterase activity
Source: RefSeq, a predicted model, not a curated record
CGCGGCUCGCAGCCACUGAUGGAUCCUCGUCGGAAUGGGUCGGACGCUCCCGGGCUUGGCGCCGGUGGUGGCCGACCUCCCGCAAUGCCCUCGGCGCAGGAGACCUACUAUUCAUCCGCCGCGCAUCGCGUGCUGACUCCACUGUCGUGGGAAGGCUACUUUGACUCCAAACACACGACAUCAAAGGGCUUCACCUAUUAUCGCAAGGGCACGACUGGGCCCAAUGUUCUGCUCUUGCAUGGCGGUGGGCAUUCGGCUCUCUCCUACGCCUGCUUUGCCAAGCUGCUGAGCGAACUCUCUGACUGCCAGAUCGUUGCGUACGACGCUCGUGGGCAUGGUGCCACACAAGUCACGGAGGGAUCGCCAGAAGAUUUGAGACUCGAUCGUCAAGUCCAAGAUUGUCGCCACAUUGCCGAAGAGGCCCUGGACUCCGCAGCCAAAACCAUCAUUAUUGGCCAUAGUAUGGGAGGCGGCGUGGCGGCACACGCCGCGCAUGGCGGCUUUCUGCCCAACCUUGCUGCUGCCGUAGUCAUUGACGUCGUGGAAGGAACGGCCCUGGACGCCCUCAGCGGCAUGAAGUCCUUCCUGCGGUCGCGACCCGCUUCCUUUGCCUCCGAGGAGGAGGCCAUCAAGUGGAGCAUCCGCUCAGGCCAGCUGCGGAAUACCGAGUCGGCGCGCAUCUCCAUGCCUGCACAGGUGCGCCUGGCAGAGGAGGGAGAAGCAGAGGAACUUGAGGAGCAAGCCAUACCCAACACCAUCGUUGAAGAGGAGGAAGAGGAGGAGGAAAAUGAGCCGGGGGUGGGCAGCGACAGUAGUCGGCGGUCAGGCAGGCAACAAGAAGGCGUUCUUCCACCCGAAGAUGUCAUGUUUGCCAAGCCACAACGCCAGGCUGCACCAGCAGAGAAGCAGCCCGGGAAAUAUGUGUGGCGCGUGGACUUGGUCAAGUCGGCGCCUUACUGGCAAGAAUGGUUUGAGGGUUUGAGCAGCACGUUUCUGCGCAUUCCGGCCCUGACCAUGCUCAUGUUGGCUGGUGUUGAUCGUCUCGACAAGGAGCUAACCAUUGGGCAGAUGCAAGGCAAAUUCCAGCUCCAGCUUAUGGCAAACUGUGGGCACUCCGUGCACGAGGAUGCUCCAGGCCAAGCAGCCGCCGCAAUUGCCGACUUUUUGGCUCGCUUCAAGCUGGCGACACGCAAGCAUCCUGCUUGAAUAGACCAUUUGAAUAAAGGGGCACCCGUUUUCCAGCCGGGCAAGAUGUUGCAUAGCGCUGUGCGCUCUGAUACCACCCUCUGGAUAUGUUUGCAUUUGUUGCUCGAUCUGUUUGCUGCUUAACGAGAUGCGUCCACGAGACCCUCACGCAAGCGCAUCGAGCCACACAAAAUU